Musca vetustissima is the source of this 675-nucleotide messenger RNA. It is a transcript of the gene KdelR, whose product is annotated as ER lumen protein-retaining receptor. The record is from RefSeq and is a predicted model, not a curated record. Lineage: Eukaryota; Metazoa; Arthropoda; Insecta; Diptera; Muscidae. Gene Ontology annotation, cellular component: membrane; cis-Golgi network; endoplasmic reticulum. The coding region runs from base 24 to 662 and encodes 212 amino acids. The transcript has a single exon. Gene Ontology annotation, molecular function: ER lumen protein retrieval receptor activity. Gene Ontology annotation, biological process: endoplasmic reticulum to Golgi vesicle-mediated transport; protein retention in ER lumen.
AUACAUUUUGCUGACCUACUAAAAUGAAUAUCUUUCGAUUGGCUGGUGAUUUGGCCCACGUCUUCGCCAUUAUUAUUUUACUUCUAAAAAUAUGGAAAACAAGAUCCUGUGCUGGUAUUUCUGGAAAAUCGCAGAUUUUAUUUGCCUUAGUAUAUCUGACCAGAUAUUUGGAUUUAUUUACUACAUACGUAAGCCUAUAUAACUCUGUAAUGAAAGUCCUGUUUCUGGCUUCAUCCGGGGCAACCGUUUAUCUGAUGUAUGUUAAAUUCAGAGCCACAUACGACCGCAAUCACGACUCGUUUCGUAUUGAAUUUCUGCUGGUGCCAUGUCUUCUAUUAUCAUUGUUAAUCAACCACGAGUUUACUGUUAUGGAGGUUUUAUGGACCUUUUCAAUCUACCUAGAAUCCGUUGCCAUCUUGCCUCAAUUGUUUAUGGUUAGCAAAACUGGGGAAGCUGAAUCUAUCACAAGUCAUUACCUGUUUGCUUUAGGAUCAUACCGAGCUCUAUAUUUACUAAAUUGGAUAUAUCGCUACAUAGUGGAAUCACAUUAUGAUUUAAUUGCAAUUUUUGCUGGAAUUGUGCAAACAAUUUUGUACUGCGAUUUCUUCUAUUUAUACAUUACAAAAGUGCUGAAAGGUAAAAAAUUGCAGUUGCCGGCUUAAAUAGUCACAGAAC